Aspergillus pseudotamarii is the source of this 1426-nucleotide messenger RNA. RefSeq names its product 2-methylaconitate cis-trans isomerase PrpF family protein. NCBI's taxonomy places the organism in Eukaryota, Fungi, Ascomycota, Eurotiomycetes, Eurotiales, Aspergillaceae. The transcript has a single exon. The record is from RefSeq and is a predicted model, not a curated record. The coding region runs from base 172 to 1314 and encodes 380 amino acids.
GGGUGAGCCGAUGGGACCCACAAUCAAGCGAUUGCGAAAGUAGGGUGUGAUCGGAUGUCUCCGAUACACCGACGUCGACCCUUUCAUAAGGUGGAAAUGGUCUUGGGAAAUCAUUAAUUACCUGUCGAAUCUGUACAAUCAUUGAAGUUAGGAAAUCCCUCCAUCAAUAAUAUGUUCCAACCUCUUUUCCAACGACGCGGUGUCCUCACCAGCACCAAGCGUUAUCUGUCGAAGCAACACUCCCUGCCGGCCGCCUAUUACCGCGGUGGCACCUCCCGCGCCGUUAUCUUCAAUCAGGCCCAUCUACCCCCUCGCCCACAAUGGGAUGAUAUAUUCCGCAACGUGAUUGGGAGCCCUGACCCGUAUGGUCGGCAGCUUGAUGGUCUUGGAGGUGGUAUCUCCAGCCUGUCCAAGGUGUGCGUUGUGGGGAAAUCUACCCACCCCGACGCCGAUGUGGAUUACACGUUUGUGUCGCUGGGUAUCAAAAACACCGAUGUCGACUACUCUAGCAACUGUGGUAACAUGAUCAGCGCGAUUGGUCCAUUUGCCCUGGAUCAGAAGCUUGUCUCCGCUCAGACGCCCGAUACAGCUACCGUCCGCAUUCAUAAUACCAAUACCGGUAAGAUUAUCACCGCUACUUUCCCUGUGGUGGAUGGCGAGGCUGCUUCGAAUGGGGACUUCUCAAUCGAUGGUGUUGCUGGAACUGCUGCUCGCAUCCAGCUAGAUUUUGUCAACCCCUCAGGCUCGGUGACCGGGAAAAUGCUGCCGACUGGUAACAGCAAGGACGAGUUCGGCGGCAUCCAAGCCACAUGCAUUGACGUGGCCAAUCCCUGUGUGUUUGUCCAGUCGGCAGCCCCAGGUGUUCGGGGAGAUUUGACUCCAGAUGAGAUUACUGCUCACCCGGAUCUUCUCCAACGCCUGGAUUCUAUCCGGCGCCAGGCGGCAGUCAAGAUGGGGAUCGCCAAAACCACCGAAGAAGUGCCGGGAAGCAUUCCGAAGAUCUGCAUCGUAUCACCACCAGAGUCAUAUGAUACCCCAGUGGAUCUACUGGUACGGGCUAUCUCCGUCGGACAGCCACACAAGGCAGUGCCUAUCACGGUUGCCCUAGCCGUCUCUGCGGCCGCUCAUAUAGCUGGUAGUACGGUUGAGGCGGUGGCAAGGAAGGAUAAAAUCGAUGAUGCUGGUACCACAAUUGGUCACGCCAGUGGCACUUUGCUUGUUGGAGCACAGUUCAAGAAGGAGGAGUUGACAGCAGCAACUGUCUUCCGUACCGCACGUCGGUUGUUUGAUGGUAACAUUUACUGGAAGAGCUAGCUUUUCCCUGAGUAGUUACUCGUUGUUUCAAUUAUUCGAUGUCAUGUACUUGUUCAACUACAAGUGAAUAUCUCUUCAUCUUUAAAAGAAACAUCACGGUAGUAUUCGUGUG